Marchantia polymorpha subsp. ruderalis is the source of this 2098-nucleotide messenger RNA. Lineage: Eukaryota; Viridiplantae; Streptophyta; Marchantiopsida; Marchantiales; Marchantiaceae. The record is from the annotation of a GenBank genome assembly.
UAAGUGAAAGCUGUACGUUAGACCAGCGGACGAAGGAACAAUCGAAGGAGGCGCUGCACUGAUAUUAGCCUCGCGUGGCUUCCCUGCUCUUCCUCUUUCGCCAUCUUCCCGUCUGCACCACUGCGAUUCGCCGCCACUGAAUCUUGUAAUUUUGUUGGAGGAGGCUAUUCGAUUAGCCACCACCACCAUGGCGCUCAAGAUUUACGGUGAUGGCAGUAACAAGAACGCCGCCAAGGCUUUGAUUGUCGGCGAAUUCAUCGGAGUGAAGAUCGAAACCCUCCCCGUCGAAUGGGGCGUUACUCAGAAGACUCCGGAGUUCCAAAAGAUGAAUCCAAUUCAGAAGAUUCCAGUAUUAGUCACUCCCGAAGGUGGUAUCUUUGAAAGCAACGCUAUCGCAAGAUAUGUCGCGAGGACAAAGGAUCAGAUGCUGGGCAGCACUUUGUACGAGAAGGGUUUAGUGGAUCAGUGGUGUGACUUCGCUGUCUCCGAGCUCGACCAUAACUUACUACGAUGGAUUUACCCCAAGAUGGGCUACACGUUCAUGCCAACCGCACCAAAUGUGGAGGAGGGAGCUGUUGAAGCCUCCAAGAGGGCUUUGGGUUCCUUGAACACGUGGCUUACCACUCGCACCUACCUGGUUGGGAACUCCAUCACUGUCGCCGAUGUUGUUAUCUUCUGCAACAUUCUGGUAGCAGUGAGAACUGUUAUUGACAAGCAGUUCCUCGGCGCAUUCCCCCACGUCGAAAGAUAUUUCUGGACUAUGGCUAAUCAGCCACAGGUCAAGAAAGUCGUCGGUGAGUUCACUUUCGGUGACAAGCUAACGACCCAGUCGCCUGCAGCCGCCGCCCCAGCAGCAGCAAAGGAAGCCUCACCUGCGAAGAAAACCAAGGCUCCCCCUGCACCUAAGGAGGCUGCCCCCGCCCCCGCCCCCGCCGCUGCGGACGACGAUGAGGAAGUUGCCGCACCAAAGAAGUCAAAGAAUGCUCUUGAUCUUCUACCACCCAGUCCCAUGGUGUUGGAUAACUGGAAGAGGCUCUACUCUAACACCAAAGCGAAGGAUUUUGCCGAAGUCGCUAUCAAAGGAUUCUGGGAAAUGUAUGACCCGGAAGGAUACUCCUUGUGGUUCUGCGACUACAAGUACAACGAAGAGAACCAGAUUUCUUACGUCACUUUGAACAAGGUUGGAGGAUUUUUGCAGCGUAUGGACUUUAUCCGGAAGUACGCUUUCGGAAAAAUGUGUAUCCUAGGAGAUGGACCUUUCGCAAUCAAGGGAGUAUGGCUUUUCCGUGGCACUGAUAUUCCCCAGUUGGUGAAGGACGAGUGUUACGAUAUGGACUUGUACGAGUGGACCAAGGUCGACAUCUCUGAUGCCGCCCAAAAGGAACGUGUUAGUGCUAUGUUCGAGGAGCCCGACCUUAUUGACGGUGAAAAGCUUCUAGAGGCCAAGUGCUUCAAGUGAGAAAUCAUAUUGUAAUUGAACAACUUGUUUUCUAACAAAUCUUAGCAGUUUUGUCCACUGUCCUAUUUAGUAGGAUUGAGUUUAUUGCGUGACAGCAAGGUCGUUUGCUACGGUACGUUUUACCCUUCAUGCUGUAAAUUGUGGUAACUUUUCUUCUCAUAUUAGCGACCGGACUCGUCGCUUUAUGAAUCAUGGAAUCAACUCAAGAGAGGUUGUACACUACGAUUCGAUUGUGUCAUGCACCGUCCAACUGUAACACGACGUCACAUCGUUUGGCAAGUUUACCUUAUUCAUCAGCGGGAGUUCGAACUUUUCAUCGCCAGCUCUUCCGAACUCGGAAUGGAUAGAGGAAGGUCACGGAAACUUUCCGUUGUAGGGAGUGGAAUGUGGAAGUUUUUUGAACGGCCUUGCUAUCAACAUUGUUCUGAUUAGUUCCUUUCUUCCCUGCCAUUCUUGUGGAGGUGGUCUGAUGUCAUUAGGAAGUGGAAUCACAGGUCUGAAAUCUGUGUUAACUUAUCUUGAACCGGCAAUCGGUUACUUCGCUCUACUCUUGUCGUAAUUUCAGGAAGUUUUCCUGAUUACUUGUUGUGCAUUUGAAGUCAGUCAGUUUGUUGAAUAUAUAUAUUCUUCCUUCAUCCG